GUUCGGGGAGCGCCGAGCGCCGGUCUCCUGAGAGCACUAGGACCUGGUGAUCGCCCUCAGCCGCUAUUAAUCCCUUAGCGAGCAGCCGGGAGUCUUUUUUGGGGGGACCUGGCAGAGAGCGGUGACGGGAAAGGGAGCCGCGAGGUUUUGAGCGGAGAAGACGGCGGGGCUCAGCGGUGGACAUCCGGGAGAGGAAGACCUGCAGCCACAUGAAUUCUGCUACCAGUGUACCAAACAGACACCAUCCAGUCUUGGGAACAACAAGUACAGAAGGUGACCAAACGCGACGUAAAACAAUUCUAAAGUGCCGUUAUGACAGGCAGUAUUCCCCAAGACAGAUAUAAGGCUGUUUGGCUCAUCUUUUUCAUACUUGGUCUUGGGACGCUCUUGCCAUGGAAUUUUUUCAUGACAGCUUCAGAGUACUUUAUCGACCGCCUGAAGGAUUCUCACAGCAACAUAUCAUUGUUGGAUUCCCAUGCCAAUGUGAACGUCACAGGAAAAGAGUACUUUAUCGACCGCCUGAAGGAUUCUCACAGCAACAUAUCAUUGUUGGAUUCCCAUGCCAAUGUGAACGUCACAGGAACAGAGGACUCUUACAAUCUUACUAAUGUGACUGGCACAGGGAAGAAGGAAGUUCCUCUCUCAUACCUGCAGUCCAUAUUUAAUAAUGUGAUGACAUUAUGUGCCAUGUUGCCUCUACUCAUCUUCACCUGCCUUAACUCUUUUAUCCACCAGAGGAUCCCUCAGCAAAUACGGAUCAUAUCUAGUUUGGUUGCCAUCUUCUUGGUCUUCAUGGUAACAGUGAUCCUAGUCAAGGUCGAAAUGGAGCCUUUGACUUUUUUCAUCAUUACUAUGGUCAAGAUAGUCUUCAUAAAUUCCUUUGGGGCCAUUCUCCAAGGCAGCCUUUUUGGAUUGGCAGGGCUCCUUCCCGCCAGUUACACGGCACCUAUUAUGAGCGGGCAGGGCCUUGCAGGGACAUUCGCAGCAGUAGCUAUGAUCUGUGCUAUUGCUACUGGUUCCGAACUAAAAGAAAGUGCCUUUGGUUACUUCAUCACUGCCUGUGUUGUGGUCCUGAUAGCUAUUGGCUCCUAUAUCAUGUUGCCUCGUCUGGAUUUUUUCUGCUUUUAUUCGAUGAAGAAUAAGAGAGAAUAUGCAACUUCUGUGACUCAGGCUGAGAUGGAAACAAAAGUUGAUCUCAUCAGGAAAGAUGUGGUUAAUGGUGUUGAACGAAACCACUCUAGGAAUGGAGAUCCCCUUGCCUCCACCCACAGAUCUUCAGUCCUUGGCAUCUUCAAAAAGAUAUGGGUUAUGGCUGUUUCUGUCUGCUUAGUUUUUACUGUUACAAUCGGAGUCUUCCCAGCUGUCACUGUUGCAGUAAAGCCAACUAUUGGAAAAAAUACACGUUGGGUUUCCUAUUUCAGCCCAGUUGCUUGUUUCCUGAUGUUUAACAUCUUUGACUGGGCAGGAAGGAGCCUCACAGCUGUCUGUGUUUGGCCUGGAAAAGAGAGCCGCUUGUUACCCUUCCUGGUGAUUAUCCGUCUGAUUUUCAUUCCCCUCUUCAUGCUGUGUAACGUGCAGCCCCGCCAUAACCUGCCUGUCAUCUUUGCUCACGAUGCCUGGUACCUCAGCUUCAUGCUGUUGUUUUCCAUCUCCAAUGGUUACUUGGCCAGCCUCUGCAUGUGCUUUGGACCCAAGAAGGUGCUGUCUCAUGAAGCGGAAACUGCUGGAGCCAUCAUGGCCUUCUUCCUCUCCUUGGGUCUGGCUUUAGGAGCCAUCUUAUCCUUUCCACUCUUCUACGCAAUCUAAUGAAGAUAUCGUGGGGCAUCUCUGGGCAGAGGAGCAGUAGAGUUAUAUUACCAUGGAGUAUUUCUUGCCUGGUUCCUGGGAACUUGUUGCCUUAAUACCUCUUGGCUUGGAAGAGGACUACUCUCUUACUGACCAGAUGGCCUGGCUUCUCCUUGGGUAUAAGACCUUCCCCUUCACACACAGACACGCACACACACUUUACCAGUGCCAGCUAUGAAUGAUUUACAUUGUCUCGAUGUGUUCUGCUUCACUAUCUGUGGCAAAAGAGAAUUGUUCCCAAUCCACCUUCCAGCUUUUCAGCUGCUCCUGUGAAUUUGUUGAAUGUGCUCACGCUUCAUUAGUGUCUGCCCUACCCUCAAAAGGCAAGACAUUGAAGAAGCUGCUGUACCCCCAAAAUGCUCUUCAUUAAAUGACUCCAUGGAAAAGGAGUCCUCUUCUUCAGCUGCAUGUUCAAACUUCUGAAAUCCAUGGUUUGUGGACAUUCAGAAUUAGGCAAGAACAGCUCAACAGCUAUUACUUGGAGACGGGUGAUGGAAAGCGGACCUUGGCUGUUUCCACAUUUUUAAGUAGUUUGGACAACAACAACUUCGGGGCCUUGAAGUACUGGUUACUUUGAAAAUGGAAGUAUUUUGUAUACAAACUGAAUACGCCCUUUCUUCUGAAGGCUCACCUUGUCUCUUUUCCAAGAUUUUGCAUGAUUUGGCUCUAGGGAGCAGUGGUAAAUGAGCUCAUGAACUCUUCAGCAUAGUGCAAACGAUAAAACAGAUCAUUCCCAAGCCCGGCUGUUCAGAGCCCCUGCAGUUUUCUGUGCUUUUUCAUGAAUUUAUGAAACUCAGGAUUUGCGUAUUUGAACUCUGUUUAAAAAUGGCAAUUUUUUUCUAAGAGAAAGGUAACAAAUAAAAAAUAAGGGUGGGUUUUUUUUGGUAAAGUUUGAAGCUGUAAUGUUACCUUGUAUUUAAAUUAUUUACUAUUGUUAAGUAUAAAAGUCCAUUUCAUAUGGGAAUACAACAAAGACCAAUCAUAUUAGAAAGUAGUGAUUUUCAACAUCCUAAAAUCAAUUGCCUGGCCUUAAUAUGGUACCCUACUAUGAUUGGUCUUUUUUUUUGUGAAAGAAAAAUGGAACUAGAGCGCCAUCUAUUGGUCAACCUUUAUAUAUUGCCAUCUCUGGGUCAUAAUGAUACAUAAUGAUCGUCUCAAUCUAAAAAUGUUAGUUUAACGAUGAUUUGAAGUUAUGGUGGCCUUGGAAAAAGUGACUGAUGACUGGUCCCCAAAAUUAGGACUAUUGCACAUGCAGGCACACCUCCCUGCAGUCACAAUUCAAGCAGUUGGCAACUGUCUUGCAUUUAUGACAGUUGCAAUGUAUUGCAAUUUUGUCACUUUCCCAGCUAGCUUCCAACAAGCAAAAUCAAUUGGGAAAUUCCAAAUUCAUUUAAAGACCAUCUGAUUCACUUAAUAACUACAUAAAAAGGGUCAUAAAAUUAGGUCUAGUCACAUGACUCACUUAAGGACUGCAUUGCUUAACAACCAAAAUUCAGGUCCUAAUUGUGGUUGUGAGUCAAGGCUACCUGCAUAUUUAUAUAUUUAAGAAGUUAAAAUACAUCAAGUCUUUUGUAAAGCAUUUAAAUCAGGGGUGCCAAAAUCACGUCACGUCAUUGUCACGUGACUUAUCGGGACUUUUUCCCCCCUUUGCUAAACCAGGGGUAGGUGCGGCCAGCACGUGAAGCAUCCGGCCCGUGGGCCAUGAGUUUGACACCCCUGAUAUAAAUUGUGUAACAUCCCCAAAUAGCAAGGAAUAUAAUGCUCCUUUAUUUGUUGCUUAGUGGUUUGAAUUAAGACAGCAGUUUUAUUAUUGGGUUCUGAAAUAUUUACAGCUAAGCAGAAAGUGGGAAAUUUUAAAUAAAAUGCAGAUGAUCUCUGAAA
Molecule: messenger RNA, 3726 nt
Organism: Pantherophis guttatus
Lineage: Eukaryota; Metazoa; Chordata; Lepidosauria; Squamata; Colubridae
Gene: SLC29A1
Product: solute carrier family 29 member 1 (Augustine blood group)
Biological process (GO): uridine transmembrane transport
Cellular component (GO): plasma membrane
Molecular function (GO): nucleoside transmembrane transporter activity
Source: RefSeq, a predicted model, not a curated record